CAGAAUAUAUGCCUGGCCUCAAUGAAACUUUGCCUAUUCUGCCUCUAGCUCUUUCAUACGGAGAUAUCACACACGAUGAGGAUGUAACUGGACAUGAAUGAUUAACUGGAUGACUGGAUUAUAAAGGAGACAGACAGUACAGCAGUAAAUAUUUAGUGUGACGGUGUGAAAAGCAGGAAGGAUGCAGUGUGUUGUGAUGUUGUGUCUCCUGCUGCUGAUACUGUCCUGUAGUGCUAGUAGCAAGAACAGAAGAAAGAACAGACAGAAGCCUGACAACACUGUCAACCAAAAUGAAGUCAAAACUCUGUUCUGUCCAGUGGAGUUGGCCUUUUUGGUGGACAGUUCAGAGAAAGCUACAAUACUUCUGUUUGAGAGGCAGAGGGAUUUCGUGUUGCGCUUCAGCACCAGGCUGAUGCAGAUGCAGGUGCCCGGCUGGCGUAUGCGGGUGAGAAUCGCCGUCCUGCAGUACAGCAGCAACGUCUUAGUGGAGCACAACUUCCGGGACUGGCAGGACAUAGAUGUGUUCCAAAGCCGAGUGGAUGCUAUGACCUACAUCGGCCAAGGCACCUUCUCAGCUUAUGCCAUCUCAAACGCCACUCAGCUCUUCGUCCGAGAGACAGCGGCCAGCAGCUUAAGAGCAGUGCUUCUGUUGACGGAUGGGAUUGACCACCCGCGCAGCCCCAGUGCUGGGACUGCAGCUGCAGAUGCAAAGAUCAACAACAUCCGUAUGUUUGUCAUUGGGCUGUCGGGAUCCACACGAGACGAGCAAGACAACGGUAGACUGAGGUCCAUCGCCAGCGCACCGCCUCAGCAGCACCUGUUCAGCCUCACUGACCCACAGCUAGAUGAAAAGCUCUUCAGGGAACUGAGUGAACUUGCGAACACAGUUUGUCCUCAGCCCAAAUCCUGUCUGUGUGAUAAAGGAAAGAGAGGUCCUCCUGGAAAACCAGGUAAACCAGGCGAUCCAGGAGUUGAUGGGCCUCCUGGUCCUAAAGGAUCUAAAGGGGAAGGAGGUUUAAAUGGACGUCCAGGAUUAGAGGGUAUAAGGGGAAGACCAGGACCAAGAGGAGAAAAGGGUGGAAAAGGAGAAUGUGGCACCCCAGGGGUGAAAGGAGAUGAAGGCCAGGACGGACCUCCUGGACCACGUGGACAACGAGGAGAUCAGGGACUGAGCGGCAACCCUGGUGACUCUGGCCCUGAGGGCCCUGUUGGACCUAAAGGUGAGAGAGGACCUAGCGGACCCACCGGACAUCCAGGGGACCCAGGGGUUGGGUUUCCUGGUGCAAAGGGGGAAAAAGGUAGCCAAGGCAGACCUGGGCCCACCGGGCCUGUUGGUAUAGGGGAGCCAGGAAUGCCUGGCCAAUCAGGACCUCAAGGAGUUCAAGGCAACCAAGGGUUUCCAGGAGAAGGUUUACCAGGGCCAAAGGGUGACCGGGGAUUUGAGGGUCCUAAAGGUGUACGUGGACCUCCUGGGUUUAGCAUCAAGGGUGAUAAGGGUAACACAGGGGAACUGGGUUUACCUGGACUGAUGGGAUUUCCAGGAGUAGGGAUCCAGGGUGAAAAGGGAGACCUGGGACCCAUUGGACCACCUGGACCAAGAGGCCCCACUGGAGUGGGCAUGGUGGGCCCUAAGGGAGAUCAAGGCUUUCCAGGAGAAUCUGGGCCACAAGGUGAGAGAGGAAUAGGAGAACCAGGACCAAAAGGUGAACCAGGACCAGAUGGAGCACCUGGCAUUCCUGGCAUCCCAGGUGAAGAUGGCUCUGUGGGUCCAAAGGGUGAGAUGGGUUUGCCUGGUGCACGAGGUCCAGAAGGCUCACCUGGGAAAGGAAUUCCCGGUGAGAAGGGGGACAGAGGUGACAGAGGAUCUCGGGGUCUCCCAGGAAGCCCUGGAGCAGCGGGACCCCCAGGGGCCAAGGGAGAACCAGGGAGUUUAGGUAUGAUGGGGUUACCUGGACCUCCGGGUCGAGGAUUGCCUGGUUCAAAGGGUGAGCCAGGACCAGCAGGCCCCUCCGGUCCUGUUGGAGAGCCCGGUGUUGGGACUACAGGCCCUAAGGGUGACAGAGGAAGUCCAGGACCAGUGGGGCCACUAGGAAUGAAGGGGGAGGGUUACCCCGGACCACGGGGGUUUCCAGGGUUGCCUGGGCUGCCGGGUGAAGUUGGACCUGAAGGACAAGGAAUUCCUGGUCCAAAGGGAGACAGGGGCUCACCCGGAGCAACUGGCCCUUCAGGGCCCCCAGGAAUUGGACUGAUGGGAUCAAAGGGUGCAGUUGGCCAGCCUGGUGCUCCAGGUCUUCCAGGCCCUACAGGAGAGGGAAUUCAGGGUCCCAAGGGAAACUCUGGUUUUCAAGGGCCCCCUGGUCCAAGAGGGCCUCCAGGUGAUGGCCUGCCAGGAGAGAAGGGUGACAGAGGCCUAGUGGGUGAGCGUGGGAGAAAAGGAGAGAGAGGAGAACAUGGAGUGCCUGGACAAUCAGGAACCAAGGGAAAACCAGGAGAGAAGGGAGAUCCUGGCCUAUCUAGAGAAGAGGUUAUCAGAAUAAUCCGGGAAAUAUGUGGAUGUGGUGUGAAAUGCCGGACGGGUCCUCUGGAGCUGGUCUUUAUCAUCGACAGCUCAGAGAGUGUGGGUCCGGAGAACUUUGAGGUCGUGAAGGACUUCGUGAACGCUCUGAUCGAUCGCAUGUCCGUGAGCCGAGAAGCUACGCGUGUUGGGGUGGUGCAGUACAGUCAUGUUGACGAGGUGGUGGCGAGUCUACAACAGCUGUCUGACCAGGCUGGCAUCAAAACUGCUGUGCGCAGGAUGCUGUACCUGGGCGAGGGCACCUUCACGGGCAGCGCCGUCCACCGGGCCACUCAGCUCUUUCAAGCAGCUCGGCCCGGCGUUAGAAAGGUUGCAGUCGUGUUGACGGAUGGUCAGGCCGACAAGCGCGAUGCAGUGAGCCUGAAAGACGCUGCAGAAGAGGCUCACGAUGCUGGGAUUGAAAUCCUCGUGAUUGGUAUAAUGAACAGAAGUGACUCCCAGUAUGCAGAGUUUAAGAAGGAGAUGAACAUUUUGGCAUCUGAUCCUGAUGAAGAGUAUGUCUACUUAAUUGAUGACUUCAUGAGACUGCACACACUGGAGAUUAAACUGCUAAGUCAGAUCUGUGAGCGUGAUGAUGGAACGCUCUUCACCCCAAACGGCAAAACAUUCCCUCCAUUUAGGCCUGAUCCACUUCCAGAUGGAACUGAAGCUUCCACCAGUGAUUAUUUCAUCACAGUAGGCAAAGAGGCUGAACUUCCAACAGAGUUUGAGAGCACCCUUUCUCCUCAACAACCAGAUGAAUAUUAUGACACGAAUACUGACACAAACUGGAAUACCUUUGACGAAUCUGUCAAUGAGCUCCCUAAGGUGACAGAGGCCCCAGCUGGAGAUAAGAUGAGACAGCAGUCCUCCAUCUCAGUAGUAGGACCCCAGACGCCCAUAAACUGGCGGCAUGUUCCAGAAAUCAGCCCUCCUCCACGAAAUCUACCUGCACCGCCCCCUCAGCCUGAUGCCUUCGUGAAAGAUGUAGACUGUAGGCAGGGAUUGGACCCUGGGCCAUGUAGAGAGUACAGGGUGAUGUGGUACUAUGACCCGGAGGCCAACUCGUGCGCACAAUUCUGGUAUGGUGGUUGCCAAGGCAACAGCAACCGCUUUGUGACAGAAGACAUUUGUAUAAGCGCUUGUGUGCAGACAUAACACACAUUCACAAUAAAGCACAGGGCUUCAUUCAGUAGA
Rhinichthys klamathensis goyatoka is the source of this 3751-nucleotide messenger RNA. It is a transcript of the gene col28a1a, whose product is annotated as collagen, type XXVIII, alpha 1a. Gene Ontology annotation, molecular function: serine-type endopeptidase inhibitor activity. NCBI's taxonomy places the organism in Eukaryota, Metazoa, Chordata, Actinopteri, Cypriniformes, Leuciscidae. Bases 182 to 3712 code for a protein of 1176 amino acids. The transcript is spliced from 35 exons. The record is from RefSeq and is a predicted model, not a curated record.